UUACAUGAGUCAUAUGAGUCAUCAAAUUCCGAUGAUGUCACGUGAAACUAACCUUUGUGUGGAGCGUCAACAAGCUGGUUUAAUUUGUGAGACAUGUGAGUUGUUGGCAACUUGUGUCAAAAUGUCCCAUGGCUAUCUCACAGUUCCUGUUGAAACGUGUGAUACCGAAAAAGGAUUCUAUUGUAAUGUGAACCUUGGAGCUUGUUCUAAUGUCACCGGACCAUGUCAUCCAUUUGGAUAUGAGGGAAAUUUUGUGUGCACUUCGCAAGGAGUUUUUCCUGAUCCUUAUGAUUGUCAAAAGUAUCACAUGUGCUAUGUCGCUGGAACGACAUUAGUUUCAGCAAAUAUCGAAUGUGGUGGCGACAAAGCUUACAAUGUCGAAACUGGAGAAUGUACUUUAUCGAUCACAGAUGAAGUGUGCAAUUUAAUGCAGUAUGAAUGUCCUCGUGUGGGGCAUUCAGCUGCCUGGCCAAAUAACAAAAAUUUAUUUUAUAUCUGCAAAGCUACUACGAAUGAUGAAACACGAGUUUUAUAUCCCACACUUUAUCGUUGUGGUGCGAACGAAGUUUUCGAUGGAGUUGAUUGUGUGGCAGAGGAAAAUGCUGGAAGUGCUAAACCUGUCACAGUUAAACCAACUAGACCAUCUGGAAGUAUUAAUAACUCGGUAACUGUUUUGCCAACAACCAGUUCUGAUUUAGAAUGUACUAAGGCGGGACUUUUAGCUGAUCCCGAAGAUUGCCGAUCUUACUAUUAUUGUUCUGGGAUACGAGGAACUAAGAAACGUACAACUUGCCCUCAAGGAACUUAUUUCAAUACAGGUGUAGCGUCGUGUACAAUUGGUAGUUGUUAAAAAUUAUUACUUUAUAAAGUUUUGACU
Molecule: messenger RNA, 877 nt
Organism: Episyrphus balteatus (marmalade hoverfly)
Lineage: Eukaryota; Metazoa; Arthropoda; Insecta; Diptera; Syrphidae
Exons: 1
Coding region: 5-850 (281 amino acids)
Cellular component (GO): extracellular region
Molecular function (GO): chitin binding
Source: RefSeq, a predicted model, not a curated record